UUGAUACUUUUCCCUUACUGCGCAUGUGCAUUUCUGUCAGCACGGACUGAAAGCGAAGUCCGUUUUGUUGUGAUGGGUAAUUUCCGGUUUUGUUUAAUGUGUUCGAACGCUGACAAGAAACGUAAGUACUGACAGAACUAGCGUAUUUAAUUAGUAUAGUGUAUCAAUCACGCGUUUAGAUAAAAACAAUAUCAGAAAAAAAAACAUUUCGGGGAAAAUGGCCGUUAAAAUGUCGUCGAAGGCUAAGGACUUCUCGUGCUUAAAAAAUGCGUCAUGCAAUCUUGGAUUGUUGCCAUGGAGAUAAAAAAAUGCCAUUGACAUCUUAUAUAUGUAUAUAUCUUUAUGAAUCGUUAUAUAAUCGUCAUUGUAGUUUUUGUAUCGGUUCUGCGCUGUUUUAAGCUAGUUGGUAGCCUAGCAGUCCCACGGUGCCCAACUUCCGGAAAUGGAGGACGGAGUGCGAAAGGCGCUUCAAUGUGGCGCUCUGGUUUGACUCCCUACGUCUCCUGAUUCCCGUCGCCACUUGCCUUCCUUUCCUCCCUUUGCUCACCGUCAACUCCGGCGGCAGAAUGGCAGCUGCGGCGCCCAACCCGGAUGACUCCACCCGGAGUAGCAGUAGCAGUAGUAGCAGCAGCAGCAGCGGUGGAGGUGGCGGGACUGGGUGCGGCGUUAGCGGCUCGCCGAGCUCUCUCGCCGCGGACGGCGACGCGGAAGAGGCCGAGGACUUCACGUCGUCCUCCCAUUGCUCGGAGCUCUCGCGGCGGCAGAACGAGCAGAGGAAGCAGGGCAUGUUCUGCGACGUGACGCUGGCAUUCAGCAGCGGCGCCGCCGCCGGGGCCAUCCAGACGUGCGAGUAUGCGGCCCACAGGUCUGUGCUGGCGGCGGCCACCGACUACUUCACGCCGCUGCUGGGAGGGCAGUUCUGCGAGUCGCUGUCCGGCCGUGUGGAGAUGAAGGAGUGGAGCUCUGAGAUGGGGCUCGACCCGGAGACGGUGGAGAGCGUCAUCCAGUACAUGUACACCGGAGAGAUACGAGUCAGCACCUGCAAUGUGCAUGAAGUUCUGGAGCUGGCGGACAGGUUCCUGCUGGUACAGUUGAAGGAUUUCUGCGGUGAGUUCCUGAAGAAGAAGCUGAGCCUCACCAACUGCGUGGCGGUCCACAGCCUGGCCCACAUGUACACUCUGGACCAACUGGCUCUGCGCGCUGCCGACAUGAUCCGCCGCAACUUCUACAAGGUGAUCCAGGAUGAGGAGUUCUACACGCUGCCCUACCACUUGGUACGCAACUGGCUGUCGGACGCCGAGAUCACGGUGGACUCUGAGGAGGUGCUCUUUGAGGCGGUGGUGAAGUGGGUUCAGAAGCACCCGGAGGAGCGCAGCGGCUACUUUGAGGAGCUCUUCCGCCUGCUGAGACUGCCACAGAUCAAGCCCACCUACCUGACCAGGGUGGUGAAGAACGAGCGGCUGGUGGCCGCCAACGAGGCCUGCCUGCGCCUGGUCUCGGAGGCAGUGGAAGGCCACGCCAUACGAUUCGAGAACCUCAAGUCGGCCGAUAUGGAGUUCUGGUCGUCCCACAUGGCGUCCUUUCAGCCCCGCUUUGGCCAGAACAUGGAUGUGAUCAUGGUGGUGGGGGGCGUGUCCGAGGGAGGCGACUACCUGAGCGAGUGCGUGGGCUACUUCAUCUACGAGGACCGCUGGGUCAACCUGCCGCACAUCCACAACCACCUUGACGGCCACGCCAUCGCCGCCACAGAGUCCCACGUCUACGUGGCCGGGUCCAUGGAACCGGGCUUCGCUAAGACUGUGGAGCGCUACAACCCGAACCGUAACACCUGGGAACAGGUGAGCAACCUGACCACGCGCAAGCACUCCUUCGGCCUCACCUGCAUCAAGGACAUCUUGUACAGCAUUGGUGGCCACGGGAACUUUAGUCCGGGCUUCAAGGACGUUAGCGUCUACGAGCCCGAGCAGGACAAGUGGCACAAUCUGGAAUCCGCCCCCAAAAUCCUGCGAGACGUAAAGGCAGUGAGUGUGGAGGACCGCUAUGUCUACGUCACCGCGCGCACGCCCGUCGACACGGACAAAGAUGACGGACUGAAGACGGUGACCACCCGCUAUGACACGGACAGCCACCAGUGGCAGGAUGUGGAAUCUCUGCCCCUCAUCGAUAAUUACUGCGUCUUCCAAAUGGCCGUGGCCGCCACCAACUUCUACCACACCGCCUCCUGCUGCCCCAAGAGCUACGGCGUGCGGGACGAGGUCGCGCGGCAGAAGAUCAGCGCUCGCAUCUCCGAUGAGAUCCUGGAGAGCCUGCCGCCGGAGGUGACCAGCAUCGAGGGCGCCGCGAUCUGCCACUUCGACGAGGACGUCUUCAUCAUCGGCGGCUGGAAGAACAGCGACGACGUGGACAAGCAGUACCGCAAGGAGGCGUACCGCUACUGCGCCGAGAGGAAGCGCUGGAUGCUGCUGCCGCCCAUGCCGCAGCCGCGCUGCCGGGCCACCGCCUGCCACGUGCGCAUCCCGUACCGCUUCCUGUACGGCUGCCAGCGCUACCCGAUGCCGCAGAACCUGGCACGCCAGCGGGACCGCAUGCAGCAGAUGCAGCAGCUGCAUCGGCGCACGCUUACCCUGCGGCGCCAGCUGCAGUCGCAGAUAGAGUGCUGAGCCGUGGUGUCAUCCUCGUCCAUCCACCCGCUGACGUUUGUGGACUCUUGAUUAGGCUCUUUUUUUUUUUUUUUUUUCUUACAACCUGCUCUAACAAGGAAGUGACAUUUCUCUCUCGACCAAUCAGUUGGCAGCACCUUAACAGUAGCUCAACAAAAGGCUACAAAAAGUUGGAUAUUCUGGAUUUACAAUCUGGAUGGGAAGGAGGCUUUAUAUAAGAAUCUGCUUGCUCUCCAAUUCAUCCUGUCUUGUUGCCUGCCUGAAUCACACGCGUUUUUUCUUGUUAUCAGCAUAAUCUCUUUCAUCACCAGCCUGGACCGCAUCAUUCGUACACGCCUAACACGCCGCAGUCUCUUUGUGGUUCUCACCAAACUGAACGCUGUGCCAUCGUGCUGUGUCGUGGUGUCGGCGACUCUUUAGCAAGCCAUGAAACGUGUGUGUGUGUGUGAGAAUGGAUUUACUGAAUGUAAACACAAGCGUAAGAGCGGUAACGUUGAAAUAUGUGUUUGUACAUAAAUAAUAUAAAGCUGUUUAUGAUUAUAUAUUUGACAUUCCUACGUAGUAUGCCCCGCUCCAGGGAAGCGGGAUGACCUCGCUAAAAUUCCGGCGAUCCAACAACACGCAAUUCCCGACGAGGCUUCAUUCCAUUCGUAAACACUGUGACAAUCUCUUCUUCAUGCAAGCACGCCAGCUCUUUAGUGCCAUAACCGUCUCGCUUGCUUCUGCGCAGCCUACGCUACCAAACGCACGUCGUUCGAUCCUCCCGGUAGACUAGCUUGGUUUUAGUUAGAGCACGGCCUCCCACAGUGUACAGUAUUUAUUAUUUUUCUCAAAGAGAUAAGAUUUGUCUUAAAUUUUCCUCCUGUCAUUCCUUUCAUUUUGCACUUUGCAAAGCAAUUCCUCACAUUCAAAAAAAAUAUGUGCAAAGUCCAACAGCAACAGAAAGAGCACUUUUUUCUGACAUCUUAAUGGGGGGUGGGGUUUAAGUUGCUGCAAACGUUUCCUGUUUAAGUUAAACAUUUGGGGCUCAGCUGAGAAUAUUUACUGUGAUAUGCUGUUUGUUCCCCCCCAGUGUUAAUUGUUCCUCACUCCCAGCUCACUGGGUGUAUAUUUAUGUUUAGAGAUGCUCAAUGUGUGCUUCCCCUCCAAAGAGACUUGAAAAUAAAGACAUCAGCAAACUUAGGAAA
This is a messenger RNA of Doryrhamphus excisus (bluestripe pipefish), 3847 nucleotides long. RefSeq names its product kelch-like family member 11 (gene klhl11). NCBI's taxonomy places the organism in Eukaryota, Metazoa, Chordata, Actinopteri, Syngnathiformes, Syngnathidae. The record is from RefSeq and is a predicted model, not a curated record. Gene Ontology annotation, molecular function: protein binding.